Molecule: messenger RNA, 1005 nt
Organism: Plasmodium gallinaceum
Lineage: Eukaryota; Apicomplexa; Aconoidasida; Haemosporida; Plasmodiidae
Product: fam-e protein
Exons: 2
Coding region: 1-1005 (334 amino acids)
Source: RefSeq, a predicted model, not a curated record
AUGGCACUUCUAUAUAACGAAGGGUGUGAAAAUCCUGAAAAAGACAUUACCGAAUGUAAUGUGACUGCAUGUGUUUUACAUGGAAGUAAAUUUAUAUCGGUUGAGUGUCAUCCUGCAUUUAAAAAAGCUGUAAAAUAUUUUCAAAAAAAUUCUGGAGAUAAUGUUGAUGAAAAUAUAUUUGUACUUGAAAAUACCCCUUCACCUUAUAGAGAAGAAAACAAAAUAACUAUUCUUUCACAAGAUAACAAUAAAGAAAUUGUGUUACUAUAUGAAGUGAAUCCAACGAAUGGCUAUUCUUCAAGUUUAGUAUUUUUAUGUCGUUUUCGGAAUUUAAAACCAGGAUUAUCAUUAUGCCAACGAGUUGAUAAAGCUUAUAUAGGAAGACCUCUUUCAUAUAGGACUAUUGAUGUAGUUGAUAGAGAUAAUAAAAGUAGAUAUGAAAUUGGUUUAAAACAUAUAAACAAGAUUAGACAUUCAACUCGUAAAACAAGAUAUGAUGAUAUUUUUUUUAGUAAAGGUGCAUGUCACUUUGUAACAGAUGGAGGCACAUCAGAAAAAGUUUGUACAUAUUCCGUAUGCAAGAAGCAUCCUAAUGGUGGUGCAUUUUGUAAAGAUGCUAAAUUUAAUGGGAGAUUAUGCCAACUAGAAUCAUCUAAUGGGUCAAAAGAACCUACUAAAUUUAUAUAUCUUCCAAAUAGUUGUUUAAAUGAAAAUUCAAAUUAUUGUACCCCAUAUCUAUGUCAAUACGUGAAACCUAAUGAAUUAUAUCCAUGUAAUAAGUUAGAAAUUAGUUUGGUAAAAGAAUUAAUGCCACAUUCAAAAAGACUAGCAUUGGAAUAUAGACAGAAUAAAUAUAUGUAUAAUGGUGGUUAUAAUUCAUCUAGUCUUAUUGCAAUGUCUUUUUUUCCUUUCUUAAUUUUGUUUUUUUUUAUAGGAUGUUAUCUAUAUAAAAUAUUUAAAAGAAACAGAAAAAAAAAGAGAUAUUAUUCAUAUAAAGAACCAUAA